This is a messenger RNA of Bubalus bubalis (water buffalo), 2890 nucleotides long. RefSeq names its product brain expressed associated with NEDD4 1 (gene BEAN1). The record is from RefSeq and is a predicted model, not a curated record. The transcript is spliced from 5 exons. The coding region runs from base 220 to 987 and encodes 255 amino acids. NCBI's taxonomy places the organism in Eukaryota, Metazoa, Chordata, Mammalia, Artiodactyla, Bovidae.
GCCCGAGCCCGAGCGCAGCGGCAUCCGAGCGGGAACCAGAACGCUAGCGGGAGCGGAGCCAGAGCGGGAACCCGAGCUGGAGCCGAAGCUGGAGCCGGCAGUGCGGCGCACCGAGCGGAGCGAGGCAGCCAAGCCGAGUGAGCGGAGGGUCCUUCUCUGCGAGAAGUCAGAGCUCUGCACGUGGGCAGGCUGGCUCCACUAUUCUGCUCCAAGGAUUACAUGUCCUUCAAACGCCCCUGCCCCUUAGCUCGGUACAACCGCACCAGUUACUUCUACCCCACGUUCUCGGAGAGCUCGGAGCACAGCCACCUGCUCGUGUCCCCCGUGCUGGUGGCCAGCGCGGUCAUAGGCGUGGUCAUCAUCCUCUCCUGCAUCACCAUCAUCGUGGGCAGCAUCCGCAGGGACAGGCAAGCCCGGCUCCAGCGCCAGCGCCACCGCCACCGCCGCCACCACCAUCGCCGCCACCGCCGCCGCCGCCGGCACCAUCGAGAGUACGAGCAGGGCUACGUGUCCGACGGGCAUAUAUACGGCCGCCCGAGCCACAGGAUGCGCUACGCCUGCAGCCCCGCUGAGGACUGGCCUCCGCCCUUGGACCUUAGCUCUGAUGGGGACGUGGAUGCCACGGUGCUCCAAGAGCUGUACCCAGACUCUCCACCCGGUUACGAGGAGUGUGUGGGACCCGGCGCCACUCAGCUGUACAUCCCCACGGAUGCCCCGCCCCCCUACUCACUGACCGACUCCUGCCCUGAGCUGGAUGCGGGCAAUGGCCACAGCCCUGGCCGACACCAGCAGGCGCAGAGGUCGCAGGGCCAGAGUGGUCUCCGCACUGUCUCCAUGGACACCCUGCCCCCUUAUGAGGCUGUGUGUGGGAUCAGCCCUCCAUCAGGCCGGCUGCCACUGCCUGGACCGCAUCCAGGCCCGCAGAGUUCCCAGGGCUCGCCUGCCCCAACCCAGGCCCUGGCCUUGGGCCCAGAGCAGAUCAUGUGAGCGACCUGGUAGUCAGGUCCUGCCGGCCCCUCAGGGCUGAAUCACAUCUUUCAGGCACACAGGGGCGUGUAUACACACACACACACACACACACAGAUGCUCACAUGGCACCCCCACAUGCACACAUAUACACACAACUUGGACACACACUGACACACCCAUGUGCACACAUACAUCCAGACAUGUCCCUCAUGUGUGCAGGCGUGCACACACACACAGGCCUCCCCCCCCCCCCCCACCCAGAUACACAAUCCCACCUGCGAAGGUUUCAUUGCAGACGCAGCUCUCCUGACCUCCAGUCUCCUCCCCAGCCUGCCAGUGAUACCCCUGGAGCCAGUGCUUGGAGAAAGAAGGCAGAGAAGGGGCUGGGGUUCACUCUGCCCUCUGCCCAGGCUGUCUGCCCUGCCCUCACUGGAAAGCCUGGACCCCAACGCUGACUCUCGCCCCAAGAAGCUGCUCAGCCCCCCCAGGUCAGCUUCCUGCUCAAACUCACCCCCCACCCCCAGGAGGCAGCUGGUCCUCCAGGUUGGCGGGACAGGCCUCAGUGAGGCUCAGCUCCACGCUCUCUAUGUCCCCACCCAGGGCAGAAGAGCCACAACACCUGCCACUUAUAGGGUGAGGGACACGAGACUGGGGGCCCAGGCACAACCUGGAAACCCUUGCCUCACCCUGCCCCAUCCCUAGCCCAGCACCCUCCGUCUGGUGGUGCUAGCGGAGUUAUCUCCAAAGCCCCCACUCCAAGCCCCAAGUGAUGGACAGGGCCCUCAGCGGGCGUGCGGUGGUGGUAGUGGGGUGGUGGUAGUGGGUCAUGGCGGUGCCCAUGUCCAUUCAACCACUGCCUGGGACUGAGGGGCUUCAAAGAAGAUGGGGUGGGGCCUUCCUGGGGACAGGCGCUGAGGCAGAGGAGCAGCCCCUCACUAGGGGCAUGCCCUGCCGGCCAUUCAUGGCCUAAGCUCUAGUGGGCUGGAGACGGACCCCAGGAGCAGUGCUGGCCCUCUAGGUGGGGGCUCAGGGUUGGGAGUUGGGAGCCAGCACCUUCUGGUCUGCCCUCCAUGGUGCUGGCGCAAAUGAAAUCAAGGGGAUGUGGGCCCUACUGUGCCACCGCGAGACGACCAGUGGUUGCAUCUCAGCCUUGCUGCUGGGGCUACUGCAGAAAGGAGUACACGGGCCUCGUUGUAAACAGACUUAGACCUUGGCCCCUGAAUCCCAGCAAUUUCCAUCAGAGACUACGCAGGUAACAGAGCUGAUGCCUGCAGACCCAGCCUGCACGAGGGUGGCAGCCCAGCGCCUGUAAAGAGCGUCCCCGCCGGCAUCACUAGCGGCAGUCCUCCAACCCACCCCGCCUCCCUCCCCACCCGCUCCUUAAACUGCAGCACCCCCAACCAACCUCUCCCCUACAUUUCCAUUCCUCCAAUAAAGGGCUAAGACAAUUUAGUAAUCCCUUUCUUAAGAAGAGAGGUGGCGAGGAAGGCAAUCGUGAAUCUUAUUUUCUGUAGAAAUAGCAUUUCUUCUGGUGCAGAACUGAAAGGAAUCCACCCAGAGGUUCUGUAGCAUCCUGGCGCCCCUGACUCUGCCUGGGGAAGGGACCUUGUUUACACGCAGUUCUGUCCACCUUUGUGGUGUACUGUUUUCUAGGCAAAAAAAAUAAUCUCUUGUCUGUUGUACUGUAUAGCUUUUAAAAUGCACUCCAGGGCUGAGGUUCUUUUAAGAAACACAUCUUGCUUCUGCAACCCUAUAGAGUGCCGGAGUUGGGGGGGAGAUAAAAACCCCCACAUGCUCAUCAGUGUUGAAGGGAUGGAGCCAAGCAGCUUUUCUUGUCCCUGGAUUAAGCGCUAAAUAAGCAACAAUGUAUCUUUUCUGUGUUCAAAAUAAAUAUAUCAAUAAAAAAUGUUGUAAGAAGUAA